This is a messenger RNA of Kogia breviceps (pygmy sperm whale), 1038 nucleotides long. It is a transcript of the gene AZU1, whose product is annotated as azurocidin 1. Gene Ontology annotation, molecular function: serine-type endopeptidase activity. Gene Ontology annotation, biological process: proteolysis. The record is from RefSeq and is a predicted model, not a curated record. Lineage: Eukaryota; Metazoa; Chordata; Mammalia; Artiodactyla; Physeteridae.
AUGACGGCACUCAGACUCCUGGGCCUGCUGGCCGGCCUGCUGGCGACCUCCAGGGCCGGUUUGGCCCCCCUGGCGGACAUCGUGGGUGGCAGGAAGGCCCAGCGGCAGGAACUCCCAUUCCUGGCCUCCAUUCAGCUCCAAGGGUGGCACUUCUGCGGGGGCGCCCUGAUCCACCCCAGCUUCAUCCUGACAGCCGCCAGCUGCUUCCAAAGCCGCAACAGCAGGUCUGCCACUGUGGUGCUGGGGGCCUACGACCUGAGGCUGCGGGAGAGGUCCCGGCAGACGUUCUCCAUCAAGAGCAUCAGUGAGAAUGGCUAUGACCCCCAAGAGAACCUGAACGACGUGCUGCUGCUGCAGCUGGACCGUCAGGCCAACCUCACCAGCAGCACCGUGGCAGUGGUACCACUGCCCCCACAGAAUGCCACGGUGGAAGCUGGCACCAACUGCCAGGUCGCAGGCUGGGGCGCCCGACAGGACAGAGAGCACCUCUCCCGAGUCCCAAGGAUCUUGAACGUCACCGUGACCCCGUCGGACCAGUGUCGCCCCAACAACGUGUGCACAGGCGUCCUUACCGGCCGGGGCGGCAUCUGCCUGGGGGAUGGGGGCACUCCCCUCGUCUGCAACGGCCUGGCCCACGGCGUGGCCUCCUGGUCCCGGGGGCCCUGUGGCAGGGGCCCCGACUUCUUCGCCCGCGUGGCACUCUUCCGAGACUGGAUUGACAGGGUUAUAAACCAGCCGCCCACCCCACCCCCGGGAGGCUCCCUGGGGGGGGUGACCGCUUCCGGCCAGGACCCCGUGGGCAGUUACCUAGCAAGAACCUGCCAGGUCGCCACCAACGACACGGCACGAGGGCCAGGAGAGGCUGAGGGGCUGCCCCAGAGCCCAGGAGACUCGGGGAGGUGCGGGGGGGCGGGGAUCCCGGACCAGAGACUGGCUGAUUGUGAAAUCCAGGCGGCCUGUAAGGGGCCAAACUUUGUGCAAGACGUGGCCCCGGGGAAGCCGGGGCAGCACAUCCGGGAACUCUGCGGACUGCUGUAA